AUGGUUACACCUGCUCUGCAUCCUCGCACUUCAGACAGGCUGCUGGAUAGCGAGAAGAUCGGAGCCUCCCUGCUGUUAUCUGGAGUCUUCCUCGCUCUGGUGGGUGUCACCUUCACAGCAAUGGGCUGGCAACACUUCCAAAGUAACCUCAGCUAUGAGUGGACGCAGUUGCUGGGCCCCAUCCUGAUCUCGGUUGGCGGCACUUUCAUCCUCACCAGCGUCUGCAAGUUUGGGAUCGCCACCUGUUUUCCCUGCAGACGGCGGGAGGAAGAAGAAUUUGUGAUACCUGUGAGAGAGCAACCCCCAGUUGGACAUCCCUUCGUGUUUCAUGGCAUAAAUCAACCUGUCAUGUUAGGAGGUACCACCACCAUGCUGUGCAUUCCACCUCCAUGUAGUUUUACGACCCCGGAAGUACGGCAGGCCAGUGAGUUCCAGCCUGGCAGCUCCGUGAGCAGCAUCCAGGCAGCUCUUCCUCCAUACGAUGCCGUGUGCUGUGUGGACAAUGCAGGCUUCACGGCAGAAGAAGGCAGCUCAGCUCACAGCACAGAAACAGGCCAGAGAAGAAGCCGUUUCCCUGUCCCGAUGGAGGUCCGACGAGACGAACAUGCAAUAAUCCGCUCCAGUCGUCCAGGAUCAGCGGGCCUUCGGAGUCCGGGCUCGGUCCUGGGACUCUGUGGCUUUCAUCUCAAUGUGAGUCAGGAGUUGAUUCAAACAUGGAGUGAUGGGAGAAUUAACCCCUGGGACCCAGCUUUCAAUGGGCUCAGCUAA
Messenger RNA from Acanthochromis polyacanthus (spiny chromis), 768 nucleotides. RefSeq names its product transmembrane protein 174 (gene tmem174). The coding region runs from base 1 to 768 and encodes 255 amino acids. The record is from RefSeq and is a predicted model, not a curated record. The transcript is spliced from 2 exons. NCBI's taxonomy places the organism in Eukaryota, Metazoa, Chordata, Actinopteri, Pomacentridae.